Messenger RNA from Phoenix dactylifera (date palm), 674 nucleotides. RefSeq names its product cytochrome b-c1 complex subunit 8-like. NCBI's taxonomy places the organism in Eukaryota, Viridiplantae, Streptophyta, Magnoliopsida, Arecales, Arecaceae. Gene Ontology annotation, biological process: mitochondrial electron transport, ubiquinol to cytochrome c. Gene Ontology annotation, cellular component: respiratory chain complex III. The record is from RefSeq and is a predicted model, not a curated record.
GAUUUACAAGUCAGCAAUUGACGAUCAUCUAAUGGUCACGUGCAUAGCACGUGCCAAACGCUGGUUCCAGAGAAGUCCUCCCGGAAGUAUAGAGGGGCGGCGAUAGGGCUCGGACUCUCGGCAAGCAAGAGAGGUCUUUGGAUCGAGGAAAGAGAGGGAGAGAAAGAGAGAGAAAGGGAUGGGGAAGACGCCUGUGCGGAUGAAGGCGGUGGUGUACGCGCUGUCGCCGUUCCAGCAGAAGGUGAUGUCGGGGCUGUGGAAGGAUCUCCCCGGAAAGAUCCACCAAAAGGUUUCCGAGAACUGGCUCAGCGCCACCCUCUUACUCUCUCCCGUCGUCGGCACCUACACUUAUGUUCAGUAUUAUCUGGAGAAGGAGAAGCUAGCCCACAGGUACUGAGGUUGAAAUGCCCAUGUUGAAGUCAUCCGGGUCAUAAAAGAGUUGUUCAGAGUUAUGUUGCAGUGUCCUCUAAUGUGAAACCUCUUAAAGUUCUUAUUAUGCUCCAAACUGCAUCAUGUUUGCUUUUGAAUAAUUGAGUGUGAACUGAUUUUUGUUAGUUACAUGGUUGUACUAUUCCACCUACCUACAUUUUUGAUGAUCAUGUCUUUUAUCUUCAAUGAUGAGCGGACACUGAAGAUUUUGAAUAGGACCUUGGUUGUAGAGCUUUGCUGGUGCA